AGGACAAUGACCUAAUUGUGUGUAGAAUAGCCAAGUGCUUCCUCGUUGCCUAACCAAGUGAAAAAUUGUGUAUACGCUCGUGUGAACAGAUACCGUAACAUCAAAAUACAAUAUGAAGAGAACUAGUUGGCUAUGCUGGUUCUUUGUUUUCUCAGUUAUUUACUCUUCAGAGGCGCAAUACAAGUUUAGGAGAUUGCAGCUUCCAUCACCAUCACUUUCUCGACCACCACCACAGAUUUUCAAAAAAUCAUGGACACCAGGAUCGAGAAUAUCUUCAAUGGGAAAUUCUAUUCAUAUUGCAGGGAAUUUACCUCAUAAAAGGCCACCAUUAAUUCCUACCAAUUACCGAUUUCGUCGUCCUCCUGGACCACCGCUUCCUCCACCACCUCCGAUGUACAAUGUUUUGUCGAACGUAUACAAAAAUCCAAUACCACCCGUCCUAGGAAAGAUUGAUACUUAUGGUGGUAUGGUGCAACGAGUAUCACCAGUUAAUGAACUUCAAUCUAUUGUAAAAGAUCCACAACAGUAUAAUUCACAAUAUCAAUUAAAAAUUGAAAGUUUAUCACCAAAUAUUGACAGUUUCGAUGAUGAUAAAGGACCCAUACACACAAUUCCUGCACCAAAUUUAGGUCCUGCUAGCGCUUCUUAUCAACAACAACAGCAGCAGCAACAACAAUAUCAACAACAAGCAUUGUUUAACAGCCAGGGCACAAAGAAAGAUGAAAUAGUUAGAAAACCUUACGCAGUUGCUCAAAUAGACUAUACAGGCGCUUUUGGCGAUCAUGGAUCUAGCGAAAUAUCUCAACGAAUAGUAUCAACUAAUAAUAAUCAGCACCAAUAUGAAGUAACAGAAUCAAAUGAAGUUAAUAAUGCAGUGCCACCAUUUUACUUUACACCUGAGUUUAAUUCAGCACAAUAUUCUUCGUCUGAUAUUGAACAACAACAGACAGGCGAAAACAAUGUUUAUUUGAAUCAUUCACCUACUCCAACGUCAUCGUUAACAAAUUCACAUUCAAGUAGUAUAGAGCCAAGUACUUCAAUGCAGACUAAUCUACAUAGAUCAAUGCACGUGGGUGUCUCUGGGCCUGGAACGGCAAUCAGCCAACCAACUUAUACUUCAGAUUUACAUGAGGAUUUUACUAAUCCUGAUGAACCUUCUAUACCCACUGCAAAAUUGUACGAAUUGCUAAAUUCUUUUCCUCGUCAACUUAGAGAUCACUAUACUUCCGACCAGCAACCUGAAAUACAACAUUUGCCCCAACAUCAGAAUAAACAGAGCGAUGCCGUAAAGCCAAUAUUUUCUCAACCAACAUUUCACUCAUUCAGUUUCGAUGAGCAAGCUAAUAAGCAACAGCAACAGCAACAAAAAAAUAUAUUCAUAAAUCAAAAUUAUGCUUUGGGAAAAGUAACUGCAGAUUAUAGUUUAGCCCCUGAUACUUUCAAUGGUGCGGAUACAAGUGAACAUCAGGACAAUAAUAUAGAAUUUCAGAAUCCUGCAACUCAACUUAGUCCUGCUUUACAUUUUAAUAAGAUUAAAGACCAUCAAAACAUAGCAGCACAAUUUUAUACAACACUUCCAAAUCAAGAGACGGCGGAAAAACUAGCAGCUCUAGCAGCAGCAGGUAUUGUCAAUAGCCAAUUAAUUAAUCAAUUGAAAAAUCAACAACAAAGACAACAUGAAAGCCAAAAAUUAGGACAACAAUCGGCUAUUGGCCAAUCAAUUCCAGCAAAUCAUAAAGAGGAGCAUGUAGGCAAUGACGUUGCAGCCGGUGUCAAUCGAAGUACAAAAUAUAGUGAACAACAUCAGCAAGAGGAACAUCAAAAGAAACUUCUUCAUCGCCAAUAUAAAAUAAAAGAAGAACAGACACGAAUAGAAGAGGAAAACGAAAAAUACAGACAACAAAAUAACGAAGAAACAAAACGACCAUUAAGAAUAUUUGUACCAGAAGAUAAUACUGAAAAAGAAAAAGAUUUGACAGCAGACUAUGAAUAUGAAAAUGAUGAAGUAGAAGUUCCACGACAUAAGGAAUCUUCUAUAGAAGAUUCAGAAUAUGGAACACGUAUUGUCUCAAAAACUGGAAAGUGAUUUUAUGUAUAUAAUUGAUUAAAAAUUUU
This is a messenger RNA of Ceratosolen solmsi marchali, 2115 nucleotides long. RefSeq lists its product as uncharacterized. The transcript has 8 exons. The record is from RefSeq and is a predicted model, not a curated record. NCBI's taxonomy places the organism in Eukaryota, Metazoa, Arthropoda, Insecta, Hymenoptera, Agaonidae. Bases 113 to 2086 code for a protein of 657 amino acids.